AUGUGGAGUGGUGUCGUCACCGUAGUGGACAUGGUGUUGGGGCAGACCACGAGCGCUCUAAUGAGCUUCAAAGCUCGUACCAUCGAGUUUCUCCUCAUUUGGCAGUACGGAAACCAUGUUGAAGGGCUGCGUAGAAAACGAUUCCAUCAGCGACAGCAGCUUGUGAGAUGUGCAUCUGUGGCCGCUGACUCAUCUCGGGCAGCACGCUCUGAUGAAGCAGAGAUGGAUCACCGGCAGGCUGUGGCUGGUCUGAUGCUUCUUGCCCAACGCGUGCCAAACCUCAUGGGAGGUUAUUCCCGACAAACGCUGCAGUCAUUCUACGGAAAACCGUUUACUACGCUUGCCGAGGCGAAGCAGCGGAGGGAGAAAAUCACUGACAAUGUCUGGUUAUACCGCUUUAAAGCACGCUCUUCAACGACGUCAGGGUUGGCCUCAGGCGCCACGCAUGUCGGCGCGGCACCUCGGCUCGGUUUGCGCAUGACAAGUGCUCAUGAACAGUAUCCAGUAGAAGAUAUUCCACUCUUGGUGUGGCUGGUGAUGCCAUGGGAAAGUGAGAUUUCUGUUGCUUUGCGUUUCGUGCUUCGGCUGGCGCAUUCAUUGGGUUGCGACGCUCUCCUUGUAACAGUUCCGAUAGAUGCUGCUGGUGGAGCUUCAGAGACGGUGCAUGUUAUUUUUGAAAUGAUGGAGUCUGGAAGGCGCAGGACACAUGCAAGGCGUGUUCUCAUUGGAGGAAGCGACCUUGGGGCGAUGUUUGUGCUUCUCUUGUUAGAGCGUCGCUAUCCUUUGCUUCACGUGGGCGCUUAUGCGGCUGCAAACACGGAGGUGGCACGUCGCGCCUUUUGUCAGGGGGUGAUUCUCGUCGACCCUUUCGUUGGGUGGGAUACCACAGUGCCCCUGCGUCAAUUCGCAGUGGGUACCUCGCCUUCUCAUGAGACCGGUGGUGAUUUUGGGAUUCGGGGUGCACCCCAGCCUCAGGUUGCAGCCUCGCCCUCGGCGAAGGAUCGCUUCAAGCGGUUGGUGAUAAAUAGCAGUGAUGGCUCUAUCCAGCAGUGGUUUCCCUCACCAAUUACUUAUGACCCACCGCCCAUAGUUGUGCUUGUAGACAAAGAUGGAUUCUGGCUACAGGAGCAGUGCGACUUCAAUGCGCGGGUGGAGCGCCUUGGGGUUGAGGAAAAUGAAGAGCGAGUAUUUUUCCUUCCCUACACUAUUGAGACGAGGGCCGCAGGAGCGCUACUGUCGCUAAGCUGCCGGAUUGAACUCGAGCGGCUGUGGCGCACGGUGGAAAAUUUUUUCAGUGAGAUCCUAUCGCGGGAAGAGCUAAGCGCUGUCUCAACACCGUCAACCGAUGGUCGGUAUUUCUGCGGUGAAGAUGGAGGGGCUCGAUCAUACCUGUGCGAAGGGGAGGUGACGUUCCGUGCCGCCUUUGCUCCCUAA
This is a messenger RNA of Trypanosoma rangeli, 1434 nucleotides long. RefSeq lists its product as uncharacterized. The record is from RefSeq and is a predicted model, not a curated record. The transcript has a single exon. NCBI's taxonomy places the organism in Eukaryota, Euglenozoa, Kinetoplastea, Trypanosomatida, Trypanosomatidae. Bases 1 to 1434 code for a protein of 477 amino acids.